CAUCUACCCUCGCGUGUUCCCAACUACUAUCCUUACAACCCCCGAGUUCAACGAACAGAGCUCCCCCAGAGUCAUGAUCAAAGAUUCUCCGCAGUACUCUCCUGUCGAUACUUUUGACAAUGAUAAUGAGGAGAAAUCAUCUGGUGAUACAGAAAGGUUCCGUGCAGAACCUCGUCACAAGUCGCAUAUCCUUCGCAUGCGGCCUAUGUUGAGCCUAUGGCGUGUUAAUAUGCACAUCAAUGCUUUUUUUCGCGCUGUGGAUGGGUACGCCUUCGCCCCGCCUGCGUGACGAUAUUCCUGUAUACUCUCCAGCAAUUGCUGCUGUUGAGCCCGAUGAUUAUAAGGUUUAACGGAACUCUCGACUUUCCUUCUAUCUAUCGUGGCCCUCCUUCCCCAGAAAUUGAUGCAGCUUGGAACAGGAUAGCUGGCGAUGUGCUACCGACUCGAAUGUCGCUUGAGGAAAUUCUCAAAGCCGGCGACGUAGACUCACCUUCCAAGGUCAAGUAUCCAGCUAAAAUUGAUGGGGAUUUCAUGGUAUCUAUGGAAGCCCCUCACCAACUCCAUUGUCUGAAUUUACUUCGCAAAGCCACGUGGCUCGAGUAUUACUGAACCCACGGAUAUUUCGUUCCAGGACGAGCCCGAAGUGAUCCGCAUGCAUCUUGAUCAUUGCAUUGAAAUGAUCAGACAGAAUAUCAUGUGCAAUGCCGACGUGACGAUGAUAACAUGGGACUGGGUUGAAGGACACGAUAUCCCAUACCCUAACUUCAACAACCGCCACCAAUGCAGGAACUACGAGAAAAUCUUGGAUUGGGCUGAUAAGCAC
This is a messenger RNA of Suillus subaureus, 823 nucleotides long. RefSeq lists its product as uncharacterized. The transcript is spliced from 5 exons. Bases 334 to 609 code for a protein of 91 amino acids. Gene Ontology annotation, biological process: mycotoxin biosynthetic process. The record is from RefSeq and is a predicted model, not a curated record. Lineage: Eukaryota; Fungi; Basidiomycota; Agaricomycetes; Boletales; Suillaceae.